AACAAUUCUACCUGUCACUCUGAUAAGCUGGAGAUAAGAUAACGGCAUGAUUGAAAACUACACAUUUCCAAAACAAUACAACUAGAUUGAUGAAUAAUUCGUUUCGUACAAUGAAAGAAAAAUGAAUCUUUAUGUGCAAUUUUUUGCUGUGCUUUGUUUAUUUAAUUCAGUUUCCAGCCAAAACGCUAGUAUAGAAUUAACAGACACGAAAAGUACCUAUUCCUGGAAACCCACAGAUGCAACAUCUAUCCAGGUUUCAGCGGAAGACGGCUACCAAAUUCAAGUAGACGCCCUUAAAGUGGACAUAGACGGAGAAAAUGGAGAUUAUAUUGAAAUCAAAAGCGCCACUGAAGAUACCAAUUUAACUUUAAUAUUCACCUACACAGUUAGUGGAAAACCUAGCUACCUAUACAAUACCAACAAAAUCGAAGCUAAUUAUGUUGCCAGCAAUAAAUCUAAUAGUUUUCUAAUACAAUUCACUAGAGUGGGAGAAAUUGCAACUACCACUCCAGAACCGUCUUCGACGACUACAACUCCUGCAAUGCCUACCGCCUCUCCAGAAGAGUCCCCCUCGUUAACUGUAUAUAUUCAUGGCAAAGCUGCAGCCGAUUUUCGAGCAGAUGAAAUAGAUAAAUUACGUGGUUCUAUAGCUGACAUGGGCCAGAAAUAUUGUGCGGAUCAAAACUGUCCUUUAAACGAGUCUAUUACGACAAAUAAUGUAAAAAUCAAUAGUUUGAGGCAAUGUCCCUUAUUUUGGAACAACUACGAGAGCUGCAUAAAUCUUACUUUCGCAUUGCCAAUAGUGAAAAUGGAAAAUGUUAAAACAGACUCUUUGUGGGAUGGUUAUCAACUAAACGAGGCAAAUUUGAAAUUGAUGUGGGAAAACUAUGCCCGAGAAGGUCUAGAAACCAUAAGUUUGGAUUUGUACUCGCAGCCAAACGUUGAAUCCAUAUUUAAUGUCCGAUUAAUCGUUAUUGGUAUAGUUGUUGUGGUUUUAGUGAUAAUUGUUUUGAUUUUUGGACGAUUUGUGGGGAAAUUGACUAAAAGACGCAGGAAAUUGAGUGAUACAGUUUCAAUUAUUGAUCGUCAGGUCGCAAGCAGGACCAGUCAGCUAUCAUUGACUCCUCACUAUUUACAAGAACUACCUCCGCUGUUCAGUAACGAUUUUCUUUUACAUCCUGAUCAAAGGAGUCACAAUAAACUUUUUACUGGUGGAUACACUAACGAUUCUUCUACAUCGGGGCCUAGCAAUCUGAUUAAUUUAUCCACCAAACAAGAUGCUGAUGAUUUAUUUGAAGAUACGAAUGCAUAAAUUAGAUGAUAGAAAAUAUAUUUUAUUAGGGUGUGUUGCUUUGUUGCUUGUUCAUUAUUUUCAACUAGGAUUUGGACAUGGAUAUGUGGAUGUCUAAGGCGUUGUUGUAGAUGUAGACUGUUUUCUUUAAUUAUUGCUCCUUAUCAAAGGAAAUUAGUUUUGUUAUAUUUUUAUUGUGGACUAACGUUUAAAAAUGUAAGGUACCAAAUAUUAUGAAAAUUUUAAGCUACAAAAAUGUAUUUUCAACCAAUUUCUAGCAAUAGUAAUUAUGUAUUCCUGAAACUCAUUUCCUGUAAGCCUACGUACAUUUCAAUUGUAUCUAAAAUUUCAAUAAUAAAGCUAGAAGUAGGUAUAAUACCUUAGAAUGAAUAUAAUAUAAUGUAUUUAGAAGGUUCGUCACCUCAGAAUCAUGUAUAGAAGGCCAAUGAUUCAUAAAAAAUAUACAUUUUUGUAAAUA
Ceutorhynchus assimilis (cabbage seed weevil) is the source of this 1769-nucleotide messenger RNA. NCBI's taxonomy places the organism in Eukaryota, Metazoa, Arthropoda, Insecta, Coleoptera, Curculionidae. The record is from the annotation of a GenBank genome assembly.